AUGGCCAGGCCGCUCCCACUGCUGGGGAACUUGCUGCAGCUGGAGUCUGGACGGCUGGACCAUACUCUCAUGGAGGUAGCCCCGAGACUUUCUGGCCGCUGGGGCCCGGUGUUCACAGUGCGGCUGGGCCGGCGCCCUGCAGUGGUUCUCUGCGGCUACUCAGCGCUGCGGGACGCAUUAGUGCUGCAGGCGGAUGCCUUCUCUGGCCGUGGGGCCACGGCUGUGCUCGAACGCUUCACUCGCGGAAACGGCAUCGUCUUUUCUAACGGGCGGCGCUGGCUGACGCUGCGAAAUUUGGCACUGGGAGCACUCAAGGAGUUCCGGCUGGCAGCGCGGACCAUAGAGGAGCGUAUCUUGGAGGAGGCGGAUUGUCUGCUUGGCGAAUUUCAAGACACCAUUGGAGCACCGUUUGACCCCCGGCGGCUACUAGAUAAUGCUGUAUCUAAUGUUAUCUGUUUGGUGGUCUUCGGGAACCGCUAUGGCUAUGAGGACCCAGAGUUCCUGAGGCUCCUGGACCUCUUCAAUGACAACUUCCGCAUCAUGAGUUCCAGAUGGGGUGAGAUGUACAAUAUUUUCCCCUCCCUCCUUGACUGGCUCCCGGGUCCACACCACCGAAUCUUUCAAAACUUCACGGAGCUUCAGGUCUUCAUCUCUGAGCAAAUCCAGCAGCACCAACAGACACGGCAGCCAGGGGAGCCCCGCGAUUUCAUCGAUUGCUUCCUCGAUCAGAUGGAGAAGGAACAGAAAGACCCAGAGAGCCAUUUCCAGGAGAUGUUGGUGAUGACCACACACCUUUUCUUUGGCGGCACUGAGACCACAAGCACCACUCUGCGUUACGGGCUCCUUAUUCUGCUUAAGUACCCUGAGGUGGCAGGUCUGACACACGCAGAUCACGCCCUCUGCCAAAGUGCAGUGGUAGGUCGGACACGCACCCCGAGGCUGGAGGACUGCAAGCGCCUGCCCUACACCAACGCGUAGCCCGAGAUCCAGCGCUUCAUCAGCGUGCUGCCGCUGGGGCUGCCACGCGCCCUCACCCGGGACACCCACCUGCGUGGCUACUUUUUGCCCAAGGGCACCUUUGUGAUUCCUCUCCUGGUGUCUUCACACCAGGACCCCACCCAAUUCAAGGACCCAGACUGCUUCAACCCCACCAACUUCCUGGACAAGGGCGAGUUCCAGAGCAGAGAUGCCUUCAUGCCCUUUGCCCCAGGCAAGCGAAUGUGUCUGGGUGCAGGCCUGGCACGGUCCGAGACCUUCCUCUUCCUCACCACCAUCCUGCAGAGCCCCACCAGCAUCGACCUCACCCCGCAGUACACCGGCCUGGGCAAUAUUCCCCCAGCCUUCCAGCUCCGCCUGGUGGCCCGCUGAGGCCAGGCUCAGCUGCCCUCUGCUCACUGGCUCUCAGACCUCCUUACCUGCCUUGGUCAAUAAAGGCCCUGAAUUGCAAA
Molecule: messenger RNA, 1448 nt
Organism: Neofelis nebulosa (Clouded leopard)
Lineage: Eukaryota; Metazoa; Chordata; Mammalia; Carnivora; Felidae
Product: cytochrome P450 2F2-like
Biological process (GO): xenobiotic metabolic process
Cellular component (GO): cytoplasm; intracellular membrane-bounded organelle
Molecular function (GO): oxidoreductase activity, acting on paired donors, with incorporation or reduction of molecular oxygen, reduced flavin or flavoprotein as one donor, and incorporation of one atom of oxygen; iron ion binding; heme binding
Source: RefSeq, a predicted model, not a curated record